Molecule: messenger RNA, 2414 nt
Organism: Syzygium oleosum
Lineage: Eukaryota; Viridiplantae; Streptophyta; Magnoliopsida; Myrtales; Myrtaceae
Product: G-type lectin S-receptor-like serine/threonine-protein kinase LECRK3
Exons: 1
Coding region: 4-2391 (795 amino acids)
Biological process (GO): protein phosphorylation; recognition of pollen
Molecular function (GO): ATP binding; protein serine/threonine kinase activity
Source: RefSeq, a predicted model, not a curated record
UUGAUGGCAAAUUCAGCCCUUCAUUACAGGCACUCCAUUCGCAUGGUUGCUACACUUCCCUUUCUUCUCUCACUUGCAUACAUCUUCACAACUGUAACUGCACAAAGACAGAUCAACAUAAGCCUCGGUGCUUCUCUCACACCCACCACCACCACCAGCACCAACGCCUCCUGGCUCUCGUCUUCUGGUGUCUUUGCAUUCGGGUUCUAUCAGCGAGGCAACGGUUAUGCAAUUGGAGUUUUCCUUCCACGAACUUUGCAUAAAACCACGGUCUGGACCUACAACCGAGAUGACCCUCCGGUCCCAAGCAAUUCCACCCUGCGUUUCACCCGUGACGGGAGACUAGUCCUACAGUCUGCAGAAGCGCAAGAGAAGCUUGUCGCUAUUCCUAGUGAGACCGCGGUCUCAGCUUCUAUGCUCGACACCGGCAAUUUCGUUCUGUAUAACUCGAGGCGGGAUGUCAUAUGGCAGAGUUUUGAUUGGCCGACUGAUACCCUCUUGGCAGGUCAGCAUUUAUCACCAGACCAGCAGUUGUUCUCGAGCGCUUCUGCGAGCGACCAAUCAACCGGUAUCUUUCGCCUCAAAAUGCAAACGGAUGGAAACCUCGUGCAGUAUCCUGUAGAUACUCAAGACGGCACGAACUCUUACUGGGUGUCUGACACCAACGGAGUCGGUAACAAUGUGACACUAUAUCUCGAUAAUGAUGGUUAUCUCUACCUGUUGAACACAACAGGUGAAUAUGUAAAGAAUUUCACCACAAGUAGAGGACCUCCUGAAGAAGGAAUAAUCUAUCUCAUGAGACUUGACACGGAUGGGAUUUUCCGACUGUACUCGUACAACGCGACCCAGAAUGCCGAUCUGUCAGUGGUAUGGUCGUCUUCUGACGACAAAUGUAUCCCUUGGGGCUUAUGCGGGCUCAACGGGUUCUGUGCGAUGAACGAUCAGAACGCCGAGUGCAAGUGUCUUCCAGGAUUCGGACCUGUGAACCAGGGGAACUGGACAUCCGGUUGCCAGAGGAACUUCACGGCAGAGAGCUGCAUGAGAACAGACUCCGCCACUAGGCACACCAUUCAACCUGUCUCUAACACUGUCUGGGAUGAUGAUGCGUACGACGUUCUUACAUUCUCGACCAACGAAGAAUGUCAAAAGGCAUGUUUGCAGGAUUGCCAUUGCGAAGCCGCAAUAUACAAAACCCCAUCCUGCAGAAAGCAGAAGCUACCUCUGAGAUAUGGCAAGAGAGACCUUGACGACACGAGCAUACUCUUCAUCAAGGUAGGCGAAACUGGAUCUAAUGAGAAUGGAACGAAUGGCUUCAUGCCAGAGGGAAAGAAAAGACCUUUUCCGAGAGAUGUUCUAUUUGCAAUUGCAUCAUCUAUUGCUUUCGCAUUAGUCACCCUGGCAGUGUCGGGAUUCAUUGUUUACAGGUAUCAUGUUCGGCUAUAUGAAAUGCUUCCCAAGGAGGCAAAUGGUAGCAUAAUAGAGAAUCUUUCGCCGAGAUCAUAUACUUAUGAAGAGCUGAAGACAGUGACCAAAGAUUUUGCCGAAGAGAUUGGCAAGGGAGCAUUCGGAACAGUGUAUAAAGGCACGCUGUUGAAUAGCCCCAAGGUUGUAGCUGUUAAGAAACUAGAGAAGGUCUCAUCGGAUGGUGAAAGCGAAUUCCAAACUGAGGUGCAAAUUAUUGGGAGGACUCAUCACCGGAAUCUCGUCCAAUUGCUCGGUUAUUGUCUUGACGGACACAACAGGCUUUUGGUGUACGAGUACAUGAGCAAUGGGUCGCUCGCGGAUCUACUCUUCUCGCCCGAAAAACAACCUUGCUGGGAUGAUAGAGUGGGAAUUGCUCGGCAUAUAGCCAGAGGCCUCCUGUAUCUCCACGAAGAGUGUGAAACCCAGAUCAUUCACUGCGAUAUAAAGCCACAGAACAUACUAAUCGAUGAACAUAGGCGAGCGAAAAUAUCCGAUUUCGGAUUAUCAAAGCUGCUGAGACCGUAUCAAACCAACACCAUGACGAGGAUUAGAGGAACAAGGGGGUACGUCGCACCAGAGUGGCACAAGAAUUUGCCAGUGACGGUGAAAGUAGACGUUUACAGCUUUGGCGUCGUGUUGCAGGAGAUCAUCUGCUGCCGAAGAAGCUUGGAUUGGAGCCUUCCCGAUGAGGAAGCGGUUCUUGAAGAAUGGGUCUACAGCUGUUUCCAAGCGCGAGAGCUAGAGAAACUAGUCCAUGAUGAAUUGAUCGACAGAAGACAGUUGGAGAGAAUGGUUAAAGUGGCCCUUUGGUGCAUCCUUGAAGAGCCAUCGCUCCGUCCUUCGAUGAGGAAGGUGCUUCUGAUGAUGGAAGGCACAGUGGACAUUCCAAUACCUCCUUGUCCUACUUCCGUCCUCAGUGCUAUCUAGACUUUCGCCACAACUGCGCCGAU